Acanthaster planci (crown-of-thorns starfish) is the source of this 6804-nucleotide messenger RNA. RefSeq lists its product as uncharacterized. Lineage: Eukaryota; Metazoa; Echinodermata; Asteroidea; Valvatida; Acanthasteridae. The record is from RefSeq and is a predicted model, not a curated record. Gene Ontology annotation, biological process: activation of adenylate cyclase activity; adenylate cyclase-activating G protein-coupled receptor signaling pathway; hormone-mediated signaling pathway. Gene Ontology annotation, molecular function: protein binding; G protein-coupled peptide receptor activity. Gene Ontology annotation, cellular component: plasma membrane.
CCGAUUUUGCCAUGGAAGACCGCUACGACUUCCUAUACGUGACCCGCGGGGCUGUGGCCGCUGGGCUGAACGCCGAGCGUGUCUUUGCUCUAACGGGCGAGGACAUCUCUCGGCGGACGAUGGUGUGGUCGGAAAACGUCUGGCUAACUCUAGAGACUGACGACUCCAAGGCAUUCCGAGGAUUCUCGAUUUUAAUCCAUCAGCUCAAUGUCAGUGAACAUAGUGGUGUGUGCAAAGAUGUCGAGUUCCACUGUGGAAGUGGGUUCUGUAUAAGUUCAGAAUCUGUCUGUGAUGGCUACUUGGACUGUCUAAACUACAAAGAUGAAGCCAACUGCAGUGAAAUAUUCUGUCCAGGGUCGUACAAGUGUGAUGACUUAUCUGUAUUGAACACCACCACCACUGCUCAUCCAACUACCUUAGUCUAUCACGAACCUAUGACCGUGUCAGCUUCAUGGCAUACGUUAUGGACCACUGCUCUGCCUUCCUCUUCUUUAAGCUAUGGGAAUAUCCAAGCACAGUGUAUACCAACGGCUCUGGUUUGUAAUGGAGAGCAGGACUGUCCAAACCUAGACGACGAAACAGAAUGUGAUAGGAAGCGAUGCCCUGCGGGUUGUGAUUGUAGCUACAGUGUUGAAGGAGAAUUUGUGGUGUCUUGUGCAAACGGCUGGGAUGCUACUACGCUGUCGAACAUAGCGGCAACAACCUACACAUUACAUUUGUCUGGAGUUAAUAUUAGUCUGGAGGGGGGGAUCUUCAAAGAGCUGUCGAACCUGAAAGUGCUGUCGUUGAAGAACAACGAGAUAAAGGAAAUACCACAACGCACUUUUGAUGGACUGGAUAGCUUAGUGUGGCUAGAUCUUUCAAAUACAUCGCUGACGGAGCUUAAGGAAUCUGCCAUGGAAGAGUUGUCAAAUCUCCGCGGAAUCACAAUCUUUGAUGUACCGCUGAGAAAAAUUGAGUCCAAUGCUUUCGCUGGACUUGGAAACGUUGAAACACUAAUACUUGUGCGCAACAAAGCAGAGCUGUCCCCAUUAGUUGUUGAAGACUCUGCAUUUGGAGGGCUCCAAAAAGUCUCAGUACUGUAUGUCGAUAAUCAUCAAAUAUGCUGUUUCUUUCCUGACUCUGUUGAGUGUAAAACUCUGGAACCUGAGCCUCCAUUGUUUAUGUGCAGUGAACUCAUGCCUAAUCUCGUCCUUAAAAUCUUCAUGUGGAUACUGGGCGUUAGUGCCCUUGUUGGAAACAUCUUCGUGAUGAUUUGGCGGUGUCGGGAGAAGACACAGGGCAAAGAGAGUCGAAUGGUUCAUUCCUUCUUUGUGUUCAACCUGGCAGUGUCAGAUUCCCUCAUGGGCUCCUACAUGUUGAUCAUAGCUGGUGCAGAUUUGUACUUCGGCAGUCGGUAUUUUGAGAUGUCUGACGAAUGGCGAGCCAGCAUCCCUUGCCGGGUCGCCGGAAUGAUCUCCAUUGUUGCCAGUGAGGCGUCGGUCUUUUUCCUGACCCUCAUCAGCAUCGAUCGGUUCUUGGCAAUCGUCUUUCCCUUCAGCUCUCACCACAUUCGGCCCAAGGGGGCGAAGGUCAUUGCGGUGUGCAUAUGGGCUGCAACCACGGUAGUCGCACUGGUUCCCACUGUUCUGUCUUCAGACGCGCAGUCAGACGUGUACGGCCUCUCUGAUGUCUGCAUUGGGUUACCACUUCGGACGAAAGUGACGCAGUAUGAGACAAGGCAACAAACGAUUGAAGUACAGGGGAUCAGCGACAUUACUGUAGGAAUACCAGUUGCUGUGGCCACCCACGCUUCCUGGUUCUUUUCCAUUGCGCUUUUCCUGGGUGUCAAUCUGCUAUGCUUCUGUCUUAUCCUGGCUUGCUACAUCGCCAUCUUUGUCAACGUUAUCAGGUCCGUGAGGCGGGUGCGACGCCACAAGAGCCGCGACGACGAAAUACGAAUGGCCUUGAAGAUGGCGGCCAUCGUCUCUACAGAUUUCGUCUGCUGGAUGCCAGUCAUCAUGAUGGGUAUCCUGGCGCAGGCCCGCGUGGUGGUGAUACCCACAGAGGCCUAUGCUUGGAUCGUUGUCUUCAUCCUGCCGAUCAACUCCUCCCUCAAUCCUUAUCUCUACACCAUCUCAGAUCUUUGCUCCCAGAGGCGAAGAGAGACUGCCUCAAAGGAGAGGAAGGCGUCAAGAAUCAACUCUGAAACAGGAAACAGCAUUAUCCUGUCCGAGGCGCAUAGUGCAAGUAUCAAGCACCUCUAAAAUGACUUUUGUAUUUACAGAGGACAAAUUCAAGCAACGCUAUUUCAUCAAUCUUGGAGUAUGCUUAGUUCCUCUAUUUCAACACACUCGUUGACGCUUUGUUGAUUUAAUGAGAAUCUUUUCGAAAACUAGGCAUUAGGUACAGUAUUAGGUAGUUUAUUUUCCAUAUCAUUAAAUAGAAAAUUUAUACGAAUAUUAUAUCACAAUAACAGAAAUGAUAUGAAGAUUCUAGAUGAAAAGCAAAUGCUUGUACAAUAUCUGAAACCUGUUACUAAUAUAUUAAAUAUAUUACAUUUUAUUAAGCAUCGCUAUGUAAGUUUCAAAGAAAUAAGAAACACAAUAUAUCAUUUUCAAGUUUAAAGUUAUAUCUCAUUAAAAUAACCUUAAAAAUGUAUCUCAUAAAAAAUAAUUCAAAAAAUACACACCAAGUACAAAUGAUUUCGUUUCUAAAAAUAGAAACAAUGUUUCUAAAUGUAUAUUAUUUGGGAAAGCAUUUUAUUUUGAAAUGGAACAACAAAGUCUAGGUUACGUACGUACACUACGCAGAAAUACUUUUACAUGUAUAGAAUAAUCAUGGGUAAUUAACGGACGAUGAAUACCAAAAGGUAUUGAUAGAUUACCUGAAUUAAAUAUUUCUGUCAUAACAAUCGUACAAGGUCUCAUACAUUAGCUAUGAACACAUAUAAUAUCUUCCAAAUGUGUAAACACGAUCUUUAUCACAUCUGCAUCGUGUCGUUGAAUAUAUAUAGUUUACAAGUAAUUUUAAGAGUACGAGGCGUUAAGUGAUAACAUUUUAAACGCCUUUUAUGUAGCAUUGGCAGGAUGGUUCAAAAACUGUGAUUUUUCAAAGGGAAAUUAUGCAUCUGUAUUCCAAAACUACAAGAGUCGAACAUUCAUUUUGGACUUAACUGGGAGAGUUGUAGUCGAGACCGGUUAGAUCGAGACCAAGGCCAGACGUUACGAGACCAAGGCCUUCGAGAGGGACUGAGGCUAAGAUAGCCCGCCAGGCACACUAAAUUACCACUCACUGCAACAGUCACAGUGUGUGCAUUUGUACUUCUUUGCUGGAAGUUCAGCUAGCGACCCCGACGCUGGUUAAUCCAAAACAACAUCCCAAAACACACAAAAGACUGUUCGAGGUCGGAAAGUCACCAUUGAGCACAUUUAUUUCAAAAAAAAAUAUUAAGAAGAAAAAAACGCGGGAAAAGGGAAAGAGUUCGAUAUAGGGACAACACUAAUUUUCCGUUACAGUGUUAUAACAGAUGUCAGAAAGUGAUAACAUGUCCCCAAAACUGGUAUUUAGCUGAGGAAAUUCCAAAGCAUUCACUAAGAGAACUGUGGGGAUUUUAGACAAAUCUCAUAGGUUUGUGCACAGGGGCAUCAUGUGUUGUCCGUAUGUGGAACUCUUUCCCUUAGGCCUACAUAGACACUGGUUGCCAGAGAACUUUGAUUUAGUUUGAUUCUACUGAGAUAAUUAUUCAGUUUAACCAUUAUUUUAAUUAUUCAUAUUAACUAUCAGAUGCUGUCGUCAUUGCUUGAAGUAGAGUAUUAAAGAAACGCCAGUACACUGAAGCAAAGAGUUUCAUGCUCAUUUAGUUGCAAAUUUCUGAGUGCCUACGCCAAGCAUUUUUCACUUCUAAUUUGCUCAGAUGCCUCAGGGAGAAAAGUUAUAAGGGGGUUCUUGAGAUCAUCCGGGACGAGUUGAUAAAUGAAUGAAGGAACCACUCGGUGUUGAUGUUGCGUUGAUAACAUUAUCUUUUAAAAUUCUUCUUUCUUCGAAUCUGCUUUUUGAAAAGCUGACUUGUCUCUUCUCGUGCCUGUGAUUUUAACUCUGCUUGAUAAGGUACUGGUACCAUUUCUCGCAGGCUGUUCGAAACUGUCCAACGUUACACCAGAUCUGGUCGACAGAGGCCUGCAAUACUGUGCUAAAAGCUGUGAGCCACCAUAAGCUUGGUGACACUUCAGUUUAUUGCAUACACAAUAAACAAUGCAUUAUUCUCUGUAACUGCUGAAUGGGGCACCUUUCACUUUAUGACCUCAGGCCACUAAUAAACCCUUGGCAAAAGACCAAGUUCUUGGCGCUUCUUAAUCUCAUUGGAGGAGAGGGUACUCACGAAGGGUAACUCCAAAUCUCCUAACGACUUGAAGGUUGGUCACGAGUCUCUAAUACCAUGGUACUGUAAAUUGGGCGGGAAACCUUCACUUUUGUUCAGCUUGCAAUCAAGUCAACAUUGUUUGGAAACAGUUUGGGUUAGUGUUUGAAAGCGGACUGGCACUAAAUUGCGUAAAGUACUUCAGGUUGAAUAGAAUCAGUGCUACAGUAAUAGAGAUAUCAGGAGUCAGGUGACUCAGUUUAGCAUCUCUGAAUGUCACGAGUACCACAUGAUUUCAUGAAAGCGGACGAUUGAACCCCGAUGUUGAAUUCACAUUCAGUGACUCCACCAUGCACUCCUUGAUUACCGCCAGAAAGCGAAUUGAAUUUUAUUGAAAGUUCAGUAUGUUCUAAUAUAAAAGUUUUAUAAAUUUACGAUUUUUUUUGGAAAUGUAAUCCUAUAUAUAGUUUUCCCAUUUGUCACCAUUUUGCAAUAAAACCUAUAUAAAAUGAGCCCAAGAAAGAAUGUAUGAAGAUAUUGUGUGCUCCUUAAACGAUGCUAACUGAAAUGGUUGAAAGUAGUUCCAAUUGUUGAAAAGUCUUCAAAACUAUAAAAAAGAUCAUAAUAUCAACAUUGUCAUCUUAACCUGUAAUCUCUACGUAUAUCUUUUCUGAAACCAAUACUGAAUCUUACACUGGUGAAAUAUCGAUUUAUCCUUCUGCUUCUACCUCUAUCGCAUAGGGUGACGAUAAGCAUUUAAAUCUGCUUGGCCGCCCCCCCACCUAAAUAAUGGGGGUAUAUCCCCAAUCCCCCACUCCAGGAUCUAGUAUGCCCAUGGAAGACAGGUACGUGGGUGCAAAAAAUCAAAGGAGCCGGUCAGUGGGUGGUCAGGCGACAUCUCUUCCAUUCGAUGCCAUCGGGCAUGCCCAGCCGGUCACUAUAGAUGGUGUAGCUGUAGCCCAAUGACCGUGACGGUCCUGAGAAUUCGUCAGCAAUUCACGCCCGCAUUAAUGGUAAAUACCGUCCAUAUUUGCAUCAAAUGUCUACAGCUCGUCUGGCCGUAGACCUAAUGGACCUCAGUACUGAUGACUUUUCUAAGGUGCUCAGUGGACCGUGGGCCCCCCACUGGCUCCAUAGGAAAGUGCACAUGUAAACAAAGUUUGACGUCAUCAAUACGUAGGCCUAUCAGAAUUACAGGAAAUGCGUUUGACCUCAACAAUUUGACUUCAGAUAGCGCCCCUAAAAUACAAUAGAACAAACUGUGGUCGGUCGUGCAUCAUAUAGUGACCAAGAUAUGCCCGCAUAACACAACGUGAAAGAAUGGCACUCACAUUCAUACGAAGCAGUUCAUCGGAGAUAUUCAAUAGUAAACGUCGUCUUCGGUAAGUAUCGUUUAUCACCAGUCUGUUGGAUGAGAACCUUCUUUACCGGCGUGUGGCGUAAGUUUCAAUUAUGUCGUCCAUUAUGGACGUAUAUGAUACCCCCCCCCGCGCUUACUACAAAUUCUUCUUUUUCACAGGUUUGGUUUAGUGAACCGAAUCUCCCCCAAAUAAGUUUGUCGCAUCACGAGUUUUUCCUGCAAAAAAACAUGUCUGUCAUUGGUAUUUUAGAACCUUGUGCGCGGGGGUUAUAGAGGUUAUGUGUUUUGGUUGGAUCCUGAGUUAACAUCCUCUUCACAACUCACCGUCUCCAGAUACAAUAUAAGAGGAGAGGCUUCACCACUGGAACCUCUGCAGUCUCCUGACAAUGAAAAGGGCAUGCUGUCCGAAACCUUGAGUACCGGUACAUCCCGGUUCUUUUCAGAACCAAACAUGCUCAUAAAAGAGAUAUCUUUGAAUGGUGCAACUAAAUUAAUAUAACAAAGAAAAGCCUCCAAUAACCAACAAUGCAAAACCUGUCUAGUGGUAAAAUUUUGCCGUCUAGUUUAUCACCUCACAAGAUAAUUGAAGCAUUUUGUAGCUCAUACUAAAUAUUUUGACUUUUUAAAAAUGAAUCGUUUUCGCUAUUUCUGUCAUAUCGUAGGAGGUCUCCUUUGAUAAAACUAACACGAUAAUACGUGAUUGAGAUAGACAACAAAGAGAAACUGAAAAAAAAGAAAAAAAACAAGAUAAGUUGUGUUGUCGAUCUUAAAAUCUUUAUCUUUUUUCAAUUCAACUUUGCAUGGUAAGAUGUUAUUGGUGUUUGUCCCUAGUCAACAUACAGUGGGAGGACCGAGACUGUUUACAUCCUUACUUUUGGUGGCCUCCAGUUUUGCACAAGUUCUUAUUUACUUUAUUAAUUACCUUUCAAUCAUUGUAAUUUUACCAUACGUCAUAUUAUGUUGCAAAGUUGGGUAAUGGUGAUCCAAAAUAAAAGAAGCAGCACACUUGUGGUGGACGCAUGCAUUUAUGAACAAAACGUUUGAGAGACACAAGACAGUCUGCACGCACAUUAUCCAUAAUUCACAAUUUUUAUUACAGACAAGA